CCCACGUCCCCCAACAUCAACAUGACGCGCCUAAAGCUGAAGAAGCUCGAGGAGUAUCUGCAGUGCGUCGAUGGCUUUGAGAAGCCAAAGCUACUGCUGGAACAGUACCCGACCCCGCCCCACAUCGCUGCCUGCAUGACGCAUUGCAUGCAGGAGCAGCACGACGACAUCGAGGGCAAACUGGUUGCUGAUCUGGGAUCUGGCUGCGGUAUGCUAAGCAUUGGUGCCACAUUGCUGGGCGCGCAGCUCACCAUCGGCUUUGAGCUAGACGACGCAGCUGUGGAUACCUUUCGGCAAAACGUGGUGGACAUGGAGCUGCCAAACGUGGACUGCAUCCGUGCCGACGUACUCCACUUGCCUGGCAGCAAGUGGGACAAGGCCUUCGACACGGUUGUCAUGAAUCCGCCCUUUGGCACCAAGCACAAUGCCGGCAUGGAUAUGCGUUUCCUGGAUGUGGGCAUGCGAUUGGCCACUGGCGCAGUCUACUCGCUGCACAAAACCUCCACCCGCGCUUACAUCCAAAAGAAGUCGAAGGAAUGGGGCGCUCGUGGCAAAGUCGUUGCCGAGCUGCGCUACAACCUGGAGGCCAGCUACAAAUUCCACAAGCAAAAGUCGAAGGAUAUCGAGGUCGACUUUUGGCGCUUCGACCUCAGCGAGCUGUGACCCAGCUCCCCAUUAAACCACUAGCUUAGGAAAA
Messenger RNA from Drosophila navojoa, 697 nucleotides. RefSeq names its product Methyltransferase like 5 (gene Mettl5). Gene Ontology annotation, biological process: rRNA methylation. Lineage: Eukaryota; Metazoa; Arthropoda; Insecta; Diptera; Drosophilidae. Gene Ontology annotation, molecular function: rRNA (adenine-N6-)-methyltransferase activity; nucleic acid binding. The record is from RefSeq and is a predicted model, not a curated record.